This is a messenger RNA of Sordaria macrospora k-hell, 825 nucleotides long. RefSeq lists its product as uncharacterized. Gene Ontology annotation, cellular component: eukaryotic translation initiation factor 3 complex; cytoplasm. Lineage: Eukaryota; Fungi; Ascomycota; Sordariomycetes; Sordariales; Sordariaceae. Gene Ontology annotation, molecular function: translation initiation factor activity. The record is from RefSeq and is a predicted model, not a curated record.
AUGCCUGGAAAGAAGUGGGACGAGGAAGAGUCUGAGGCUUCCGCCCCCGGCUCCCCCGUUCUCGCCCCCGGCCGCCGCCGCUUCGACGAUGAGGAGGGUAACGAGAGCGACGUUCUCGACUCCUGGGACGCCGCCGAGGACUCUGAGGUAGAGCGCGAGAAGGCGAAGAAGGCUGCCGAGGCCAAGGCCAAGGCUGAGGCCGAAGCCGCCGCUAACAAGAAAUCCAAGGCCCAGCGCAUCGCCGAGCGCCAGGCCGAGCGCGCCCGCCAACUGGCCGAGGAUUCGGACUUUGAGGAGGAGACCGAGGCCGAGCGCCGCGAGCGCCUCCGCCGCGAGCAGAAGGAGUCGGACCUUAAGCACGCCGAGGACCUGUUCGCCGGCAUCGGCAUCAGCAACGACCGCAAGGUCGUCACCAAGGGCACCAUUGUGCAGAUUGACCCCAAGGACCCCAACAACACCAUCGACAUCUCGACCCUGGCCUUGUUCAACCCCACCACCAAGACCCAGUUCGAGACCCUCCGCACCACCCUCGGCCCCAUGAUCGAGAGGCUCUCGCCCAAGCCGCACUACACCCUCUUCCUCCAGGAGUUCGCCAAGCAGCUCGCCAAGGACCUCAAGAGCGACGAGAUCAAGAAGAUUGCCAGCUCCCUGACGGCUCUCAGCAACGAGAAGCUCAAGGAGGAGAAGGCUGCCGAGAAGGGCGGCAAGAAGAGCAAGGCUGCCAAGACCAAGACCUCGCUCGCUGGUGUUGGCCGUGGCGGUGCCAUUGCCGAGGCUCACGAUACCUACGAGGAUGAUGGUUUCGGAGAUGAUGACUUUAUGUGA